UAGAAAACUACGUGAAGUAGUGUAAGGAAGAGCCUUCCGGUUGCGAGGAAAAUACUGGCCUUAUUGUGCUCAUAGACUACGUGCUGUUUUUAUUCUUCGUGCUGUAGUAAUUUUGUGCAGUUUUCUCCUACUUAGACGUAAUAAAUAAUUGUGGCAUGUUAUUUUGGUAUAAGCAUUCUUAUAAUAAGCGCCUUACGUCCAUCGUAUAUAUCCGUGUUCUGAUGCUAGCUUUGAGGAUGAGAAUAAUCUGUUACGUCUAGGAUAAGCACAGAUAAUAAAGUUCCCUGGCAAGUUUCUUGCUGCAUCAAUGGGGCUGAAUAUAACCCUAUUUUCUGGCCCCUGCGUGGCAGUAAAUAGGCCGUUUUUCGUUAUAUGUUGGUGAUAUUAAUUUUUUGUAGAUCUGUCUGUUUGUAUUUUUAAAAUAUUAUUCCUCUCACCGACUCCACUGCUCGAUGCCUUUACAUAAAAAGCGAUAACCUGUGUUAACGAUAAAAAAAAUCGUUACAGAAAGACGGUCUUGUGUGUACCUGACAGGCCUUAUCCCUCCCUCCCGUUGUUGUACAAUACUCAUGAAAGCGUGCACCCACAGCUAUCCGUUUCAUUUUCAUUAUUGGUCAUCUCCAUACGUAAUGAGCAUUGAAGUGCAUGGCAGAAGCAGGAACGAUAUUAUGGAAGGUUGUACUGUCCUCCAUGACUCGUCCCAUAGAGCUGUUACAAGAAACUUUUUAGACUUUAAAGGAUUGUUGCAUCAAUCGUCGAGUGUCUGCCAGGACUUAGAAGAUAUUGCUGAAGAAAUGUCACAGAAAACAAACAAAUCACGUAAAUCUAUGAGCAAUGAAAAUAGUGUAGCCUCUCCAGGAGUAAUCACAAGAUCACAGUUGAAACAACUUGCCAAUGCCAAGUCAGUUCCAGAAGAAUACAAACAUGUUCUUGGAGAAGCCCAGCCAAAUCGAAGAAAUCAGAAGCAUGGGAAGUCUCUUAAUACUGAAAAACUGCCAUCUCCACGUAAGCUUUCUGUUACUACAAAGGCCAGAAGAGUAUCAAAGAAAGUGAAUCAGAAGGAGAAAAUACAGAGUUCAUCUGAACAAAACAAUUCAUUAGAGAUAGAAGAAAGCUUUGAUGUUGAAAUGCGUGAUGGUGCUGAUUUAUCUGCAGAAGAAAGUAUAGUAAAUACUCCAAAAUCAGCAGGAAGUGCUGGAGCAAGAGUAAGACCAAAGAAUAAAAGAAAGAAGGAAGACAAAGUGGACGAGAGUGCUUUCAAUAGCGUGUGUGACAGUAGUUCAGGAGAGCAGACUACUAGUAAAAUGGAAUUCAGUGAAGAAGAAAGUGUUGCAACUAAAGAAUCAGUCACAGUUCUAACACAAGAAAAAAGUUUUGAGAAAAAGAAGGCAAACCAAGAAGCAGGCAUUGAUUCAGUGGAUUCCAAAACAGAUAGUAAAAAUGAUGAUGAGAGCUUGCGCUCUGGUAAUAAAACUACGUUGAAGAGUUUUGAUGUGUAUGACAAGAAGAGUGCUGUGGGUAAGAAAAUAGGCAGAAAACGUAAAGGAUUUUCUAAAAUCAGCAGUGCAUCAGAAGAAGAAAUAUUAGACACCAUACACCCUAAGGAAAGGGGGAAUUCUGCAUUGGGGCGAAAUAAUUCAAUAUGUGAACCUGUUGACAUGUCAAUUAGUGAAGACUGCAGUGGAACAGAGAAAAUACGGUACCUUUCAAAAUCUGCACCGAGCGACUCUGAAGUAUCUGAAUCACUUGCUGAAAAUCAUAAAAAUUUAGCUCAGGAGGUGUCAACUAAUGGGAAGACAAAAUUAUUGAAGAAAGAUAAAUUAUCUGUGAAUCAGGGAGCACAAAAAUCAUCAGAAGUUAGCAGUGCAACAAGCAGCAGUUACAAUUCUGGCUAUGAAAUCACUCCAUCAAAAUCACUAGUUGUAUCUAAAGAGCAGUCUUUGUCUACCAAAACAACAGAUUCCGGGAUUACUGGCAUGAUAGACAGCAAUCCAUACUGUGAUUCUGACAGUUGUACAAGUGACAAACAACAAACUCUUGAUGGCACUCAAAAGUUAAUAAGUUAUCCAGACAACAUAACAAAAGAGGAGCAACAUAAUAUUUCUGGAAAAAGCAGUGUCAUAAAUAGUUCAGGAAGUAUUGCGAAAACAUCGAGUUUACUGCCACAUGAAGGUAUUCCUUCAUGCAGUGGUGGAAAAACAUCAGAAGUUAGGCCACCAUUUCUCUUACGAAUGAGGCCAACAAUGAAUGAAGAGCCUGUAGACUCUGAUUCAGAUGCAGAAUCUCGUAAAGCUAUUAUGCUAUCUGCACAACGACGUAUCGAACAAAAUUUGAGUACAACAGAUUCAGAAGGGCGUAGAUUUUCAUCACACCAAACACCAACUUCCAGUUUACCUGAUGCUGAAGACUCAGAUGAUGCACCACCUGAGAGCAUGACAUUUGAGGCAGGACGGAACACUGCUACAGAAUCCUUACGUGAUGCUGUUGAAAGCAUAAGGCGUGACCGACAGCGACGUAAAGAGAAGAGGAGAGCCAGGCUUGAAAAGUUGCGCCAACAGAAGGAAGAGAAGUUAAUAAGAUUGAAGGAACGCCUUGCAAGUCAGGAAGAUGCCUCUUGUAGCAGCUCAGAGGAAUCUGGUUAUGAAGAUGAAGAGGUCAGGCAUUACAAGAAGAAACCUCUGUCUAGAGAGAAAGCUAAAACAGAAAAGGAAAUUUCUGAGCGAACAACAAAAUCAAAGAAAAAGUCUUCCAAUAUAGAAGGGCGAGUUUCAAAAACAAAGGAGAUGGACAGUGGUACUCAGGAGGAUCAUCACACUGGUAUAAGCAAUGGAUUAACAAAAAGAUUACCGGAUGAAUUACUUGAACGUCUUUCAGAGAAAGCCCCUACCACAAUGAAAGUGACACUUUCUGAAAAGACAGAGGAAAAUGGAAUUAAUAAUAAUGUUACUUCCAUACAAAAGAAACGCAAAAAGGUUGUACUUCCCAGCAGUGAACAGAGUGAUGAACCAUCAGAUUCUCAGAGCUUCAAGAAACCAACUACUCUUGAUUACAUUCCACUGAAGAGCAGUGCUUCAACAAAAUUUGGUAUCAUGUCCUAUGAUAAAGUGGUAAAUGUUUCUAAGUCAGCAGCUCAGAAAGCAGCUGAAUUCCGCCAGAACAUGAUGUUUGGAAAUCGCCAUAAGAGAGAACCUGCAAAUUCAGGCCUGAUUUAUCAACAGAAAAUAAAGGCAUCUGGGAAAGAUGUUUUUGCACGGAAGAAAUUCUGACUUCGUACACAGUUUUCUGUUUCUGUACACAGGGAACAUAUAUUUGAAUCUAUCUGUAAAAAAAAAAGUAAGAUUUUACAUGGGCUUACAUAAAUAGUGAAUGCAUCACUUGGAAACAUGUUGCUAAGGGUACCUAGUUCAAGUACCUUGUAUGAUAGUGUUGCUGCUCUUGUUUAUAAUGUAGAAUUUAAAAAUGUUGCUCGUCUGAAAGACUAAAAUAUUGUUUUGUAUCAUAUGUAUAGCGUUAAUAUUUUAAAAUUCAUUUUGGUUAUAAUAAAUGUUUUACCUUGUUAUGUGUGGUUUCUUUCUCUCAUGAAUCAGGACUAUUGAGAGGUUGUAAUGGACUUGUACUGUUGUUAGUGUAUUAAAAAGCAGUAAUAAAUGAGAUACACAAUC
Messenger RNA from Schistocerca gregaria, 3662 nucleotides. RefSeq names its product SAFB-like transcription modulator. NCBI's taxonomy places the organism in Eukaryota, Metazoa, Arthropoda, Insecta, Orthoptera, Acrididae. The transcript is spliced from 8 exons. The record is from RefSeq and is a predicted model, not a curated record. Bases 570 to 3266 code for a protein of 898 amino acids.